CUCCAGUUAGCACACAUUGAAGUCUGCUCCGGUCACUUACUACAAAAUGGCUGCACGAGCUCCUCCAGCCGCGACGACGACAACCUGAAAACACUGAGAAAAGAAGCGGUAAUUACGAGUCAAGAACCGUUUGAUGGAAGACAGGAAAAGGAAAAGGCAAGAAGACAAGAAAAAGAAAGAAGCUCCGCCGAAGAAGGAUACCGAACAGAUAACCAAAGUGCCAGACUUUGUCAAGCUCGACCCCGUCCCUCCUGUACCCCCUGCUGAUCCCACCGUCACCCCGCCGCCGGUACCCCCAAGCAGUGGCGAUGGCAAGCGUGGCCUCUGCGGAGGCCAACUUCAAACCGCCCCACAGACUCUCCUCCAGCCGCGCCACCCGGCCAGCAGAGAGGUGCCCCCGCGCUUCCGCCAGCAGGAGCACAAGCAGCUGCUGAAGAGGGGUCAGCCACUACCUCCCGGCACCCUGCCUCUUGUUGCUGCUGAGCCCGCAGCAGCAGCAGCUGCCAUACAUUGUGACCCCUGUUCAACCAACCUGCCUACAGAACUGCCCCCACAGAGCAGCCUGGGAGAUCAGUAUGAUAAUCCCCUCUGGGGACACCUGCCAGCCGACAGAAGUGCAGCGACUUCCUCUAAUACAAGUUGCGGCGAUCAACUGAUCAUUGACCAGAAGGACACAAAGGCUUGGCCUUCUAUUACUCUUAGCCAGAAGGCCUCUCAAGGAGGAUGCAUUUUUAAAACUGACCCUGGUCACCUGGCCAGCAGCAGUAGCACUUGUAGUACCAUUAGUAACUGUAGUAAUAGUAGUAAUAAUAGUGGUUGGUAUUGUAGUACGAGUAUGGCCACUGGGGCCAAUAGCCAGACAGGCCACUUUCCUGUCAACCACCUAAGCAGUAAGGCCAACACUGGACUCAGCUCUGCCAAUCAUACUGGAACCAACAUGCACUCAAGCCAGGUUGCAGCCAAUCGAAGCUGGGGUUCUGGGUCUGGCCCCUCUCAGUCUUCAGUGGGCAGUGAAGGAAAAACUGACAGUCCAGCAGCAGGAGGAGGCAGCAGCAGAGCAUGGGGCUCUUCAUCAUCCUCCAACACCAACUGUAACUUGAACUUGAGCCCCAAUGCUAACCCAUCUGCCUGGCCUGUGUUGGGCCAUGAUGGGUGUGGCGCGGGGGCAGGCAGCUCAGGGGGAGCCAAUAUCAUUUCACCUCCUCAAUCGACACCCAACUUCUGUAAUCCCACUGGCCCCCCUCCAUCCCAGACCAGCACAUAUACUGGAGCCAACACCAACAGUAACUCCUCGGGUAUUGGCAGUGCCUGGGGAGGUAUAGUGACCUCUGAUGCAUCAGAUCCACACCCCUCCCCAUCCACAAAUGUGUCUUUCAGUUCAGAACCUCAGAACCUUAAAACUGAUGGACCAAAUCACGUGAAUAAGCAGGAACAACCGAGUCCUAUCCGCCACAUGCUUGGUUGGGGCACUGCAUCUGCAGGCCUGGGUUCAGUGGGUCAACAGCCAUCAGGUGGAAAACAGGUGAAUGGAGAAGAUAAUACAUUGGUAUGGGGUAUGAGUGGUGACUCAAAGGCACCUUCAUCUAAGGAGUUAACUGGCUGGGACGCUGGCUGGGGCCAUGGAGGAAGUGGUUCAGGAAAUACUGGAGGCUGGAGUGAACAGUCCAGUGGUGACUGGGGCAAGAAGCACACUGAGGAGGCCCAAGGAGGUUGGGAUGGCCCCAGCUCUCCACCCCAUGACACACAGCCUAGUUCUUGGAGUAGAGCUGUGAGCACAACUGGUGCAAGUGAAGGAAGCAGUGACAGCAUGGAAGGACAUCCAAGUUCUAAACAACAUUCAUCCAGCGAAACUCCUGUUCCUCCUUUGCCUGCCCAGGAUCUAGACCCCAGGGUGUUGUGUAAUACUGGCUGGGGACAGACCCCUGUUCGUCAGCACACAUCUUGGGACAUGGACAAUACUAAAACCAAGAAUGACAUGGGCGCAGAAUCCUGGGACUCUCCAACUGUUCCAAGCGAUGCCCAGGGGCCCUCCAAUACUAACAUGGGUCCUCCUCAUAGAACUGACUCUGGGAGCAAAAAUGAGGUGCCUGCUUCUGAGGGAGCUUCUAGUUGGGGAGGAAACAUGGCUCCUACCAACCAAACCAACUGUGGUUGGGGAGAUCCACCUAACAACAUUAAGCCCCAAAGUGCUCCUGGUGGCUGGGGAAAUCCACCAAAAGCAGGGCCUACAUCUGGUAUGCCCAAGAAUAGUGGCCAAUCUUGGGGAGAAGAGAAGUCAACAGGGUGGGAUGAUUCUCACAGUAAGCCACAAUCCCAGAGUUGGGGAGAGCAACCCAAAGCAUCCCAUAGCAGUUGGGGAAGUAGUGGUGGGAACAAUUCUGCAAAUGACUGGAGAGAACCAGAAGAGAGCAAAAAGAAUACACCCAACUCCACCUGGGAGGGAGAAACAGGUGGCUGGAAAGAAAAUCCUCGAGGCUGGGGCAUGCCUCCUUCAGGGCCAGGAAUGUCUGGAGGUAACGGGGGCAGGGGAGAGCCUGUUAGCCAGCGUCCCAGGGACCCUUCCCAGGGUUGGGCAGGAAAGUCUCAGGAUGGGCCCAGUGGUAACACCGGAGCGGUCAUGAGCUCUUGGGGUGGAUCUGGCUCUGUCAAGCAGGGUGGGGGACGGAACGGCAGUAAGCAGGAGUCCUCAGCUGAACCUACAGGGUGGGAAGAACCCUCUCCGCCCUCGAUACGACGCAAGAUGGAGAUUGAUGACGGGACCGCCGCUUGGGGUGAUCCUAACACCUACAAAAAAUCUGUGAACCUGUGGGACAGGAACAAUGCUGGGAUGUCCCAAGCGAAAACUCCCACUGGAGGCAAUAACCCACCGGGUACCAGUAGCAGUCAUCCCCACAAUCCCCACAAUCACGGUUAUCAAGGACCACCUGCACCUUUACAGAAUCACACCCAAAAUUCCCAAAACCUAGGUCCUGCCAGUGGGCCCAUGGAUCCUGCUGUGCAGCACCAGUCCGGGUCAUCUCACAACCGGGCUCCCCUGUUAGCGCAAGGUUGGGGAGAACGACCCAGCUCACACGCAAAAUCCGAAAACUCAUGGGGCGAAACUACACCUUCACCAGUCAGCGUGGACAAGGGGACAUCUGCCUGGGGUAAAUCAACUGGGGGCUCCAUUGGCUGGGGAGACGGCAACUCAGACCAAUACAGCAGGGGGAACACAGCAAUGACUUCUGCAUCGUGCAAACUUGCCCCCAAACCUAUGCAAGACGGAUGGGGGGGCGGAGGUGAUGAGAUGAUGCUUUCAGGAGGUCAGUGGGAUGCUGAGGAGGGAGAAAUGUGGAAUAGCACAGCCUCUCAGGAGAACAACUCCUCCACCAACUCAUGGGGGAACACAUCCAAAAAGGUCCCACAAAAGGUGAAGAUUCCGGGAAAGCCGGAAGAUGCCUGGAUUAUGAAUCGUCUCAUUAAGCAGCUGACAGACAUGGGUUUCCCGAGAGAUCCGGCAGAGGAGGCUUUGAAGAGCAACAACAUGAACCUGGACCAGGCCAUGAGUGCCCUGCUGGAGAAGAAGACAGAACUAGACAAGCGGGGGAUAGGGAUCGCCGGCCACGACUACAACGGGCUUAUACACAAACCCAUGAGCUGUCCUCGGCCUCCACUUCUCUCCAAAGAACCCUCAGCAGACCCUCGCUCGCCCUUCAUGGAUAAACAAAUGCAGGGUGGAAUGUUUGGUAGUGGUGGAGCAGCACAAGCCCGGGCCAUGCCUCAGCCGCCUCCUCAGCCUCCAGUGCCGCCUCUCAGCUCUUCUCAGCCUAGUCUACGCGCUCAAGUGCCUCAGUUUCUCUCCCCUCAGGUUCAAGCACAGCUCUUACAGUUUGCAGCAAAAAACAUUGGUCUGAAUCCUGCACUUUUAACCUCACCAAUAAACCCUCAACAUAUGACCCUUCUGAAUCAACUCUACCAGCUGCAACUGGCUUACCAGCGUUUACAAAUUCAGCAGCAGAUGUUACAGGCGCAGCGCAACGUUUCUGGACCCAUUCGACAACAAGAGCAGCAAGUUGCACGUACAAUCAAUAACAUGCAGCAGCAGAUCCAACAGCACCAGCGUCAGCUGGCCCAGGCUCUCCUAAUGAAGCAACAGCAACCUUCCCACUCCCACUCAGGCCUACAUCCGGGCGUGACCAAAUCCAGCAUGGAUUCCUUUCCAGGACACUCCCAGGCUAUAGGCCACCCUGACCUGCAGACCAAAGAGCCGCAGUCAUCUACCAACCCCUACAGCCCCUAUUCUCUCUCUGGACUGAACACAAACAUGAAUGUAAACUGCAUGGAGGUGGGUCUGUCUAUGAAGGAACCACCCCAGCCCCAAUCGCGCCUGUCCCAGUGGACGCACCCCAAUCCCAUGGAAAGCCUCUCUGGGAGCUCUUCUCCCUUGGAACCCAAUUUGAGCAAGCACAGUGAGGAAGAAUCAAGAAUGAAAAGCAUUCAAGUUGUGUACAUUUCUCGAAACAUAUUGUUUCCAUCUUUAGGUACCAACCUCGGCCCCCCUGGUAAGCCUCCUCAGCUGGAUGACUCUUACAGCCCCUAUAGCCUGAUGUCCAGCUCUGAGUCUCCUUCCAGCCCCCUGGUUCCCCCAGACAGCUGGGGACAGGGGAAGAGUAGCAGUGACAAGAUGGCCAACGGGACCAACAUCAACUGGCCACCAGAAUUUUGUCCCGGUGUGCCCUGGAAGGGUCUCCAGAAUAUCGACCCGGAGACAGACCCCAAUAUGACACCGGGUAGUGUCCCGAGUGGGCCAACAAUCAACACAAACAUCCAAGAUGUCAACCGCUACUUGCUGCGAGACAGGAGUGCAGGCUCUUCUCCCACUUCAUCUCAGAACGAGGCUCUGCCUCCCUCUUCUGAUUGGUCAGUCAGUGCCUACACUAGCUCAUUCAGUCUGUCGUCCCCGGAGACAGAUGAUACAGGUAAACUGUCAGAGAUGAAGUCCACUUGGUCUCCAGGUCCCAUCUCCCACAGUCAGGCCUCUCUGUCCCAUGACAUGUGGAAGGUUCCACAGGGACCCCGAAGUAGCACGACAGCCCCGUCCCGCCCCCCACCUGGUCUCACCAACACCAAGCCAUCCUCUACGUGGGGAGGGAACUCUCUGGGUCUGUCCCAAGGCUGGAGCAGCUCAUACACCACAGCAGGCACCACCUGGAGUACAGACAGCUCCUCCAGGACCAGUAGCUGGUUGGUCUUGAGAAACCUCACUCCACAGAUUGACGGUUCAACUCUGCGCACACUGUGCAUGCAGCACGGCCCUCUCAUCACAUUCCACCUCAACCUGACACAGGGCAACGCUGUGGUGCGCUACAGCUCCAAGGAUGAAGCUGCCAAGGCUCAGAAGUCCCUACACAUGUGUGUGCUGGGGAACACCACCAUCCUGGCAGAGUUCGCCGGAGAAGAGGAAGUGAAUCGCUUCUUUGCACAGGGCCAGUCGCUCGGCGGGACAACCAGCUGGCAGGCCUCUCCGAGCAACAAUCAGACGAGAAUGGGAGGGUCCGGCUCCGGCGCCUCCCACCCAAUCGGCCACGCCCCCCACUGGAACAACAACAACAAUGGCGGCGGAGGGACCGGCAGCAGCAAGGUCAGCGGGGAGCUGCUGUGGGGGGGCGUGCAGCAGUAUUCCAGCCUGUGGGGGCCCCCGAGCGGAGAGGAGGGUCGGGUCAUGGGGAACCCCAGCCCCAUCAACACGCUGCUACCUGGAGACCUGCUGAGCGGGGAGUCCAUGUAAGGACAACGGCGCAAAUCAAUAUGGAGAUAAUCAGCAAUGGAGUACCAGUCAAAGUGAAGGGAGAGACGAGAAGAGUCCUCACUGCUCGUCGACUUCUUUUUCUUCUUUGUUUUUUUGAGGAACGUCGCAGUGUUGAGCUUUUUACACUUGGAGACACAGGAAGAUGUCUUUUCCUUCAAAGUUUUUACACAGGUGAACUCGCCGAGUGGAACGAGCUGCCAUCUUUAACUCCCUGCCUUUUUCGAGGCGAUCACACUUGCACCUCACAGACCUGCAAGAAGGCAUCAUUCCCAAAGUUAUAAAAAACAACAACUUGUCAAUCAGAGCGCUGGUUGUUAUUCCUCGGCUGUUCCAGACUCUCAGCACUAAUAUUGGCCUUAACCUCUCGUCCUCCCCAGUCGCCCUGCUUCCCUGCCUCACACUUGCACACCCUUAUCUCUGAGCCAGUGAAACUCCACACGGGAGUCCAUGCUGCUGCGGCCUAACAGAAAGCAACCAGAGCUCCCAUUUACAAACAGUGCUUUUAUUUGAUUAUUAUUACCUUUUUUUUUGUUUUGCAAAGCAAAUCCCCUAACAAAACACUCUCAAAGGGAAUGAUGCAACUCUGUUCGCCUUGUUCAAGCCAUUUAUUUUGUAGUGGGGUUGUUUUUUGUUUUUGUUUUUGAAGCAUUGCAAACAAAUUUAAAAAAUGCUUUUAUUCAGACAUGUUAGGGUUAGUUUAUUUUGUAGGGGGGGAGGUGGGCGGGGCUUACAAUACAACAUGAACCACUGCUAUUACUGUGGAGCUGUAACGACAUCAACAAAUAGUCGCACCUCAACUCGUCUCUCGCAGUUCGGUCUGGGACCUUCUCACUGCUGUUCAAAACCUCAAGACCAGAAUAUCAGCAACGCCCCCACCCGACCCCCGCUCCCCUUUUGUCACGACAAAAACCCAACCAUUUCAAACGAGGUGCAAUAUAAGCCACAACAGACUGUAAACCGUCCAUGCUCCCGGCUGAUGACCAUAAGAGAAACCACAUUGAACUCCUAUGUGACCUACGUGCAGCGAGCGCCACCCCCUGACUUACUGCCACUAAUAUACCCCCCCCCCCCUCCUAGUGUGUGUGCGUGUGGGAGCUCAUGAGAGUAGCGAGCUGGUCAUUCAC
This is a messenger RNA of Nerophis lumbriciformis (worm pipefish), 6912 nucleotides long. RefSeq names its product trinucleotide repeat containing adaptor 6C1 (gene tnrc6c1). NCBI's taxonomy places the organism in Eukaryota, Metazoa, Chordata, Actinopteri, Syngnathiformes, Syngnathidae. Gene Ontology annotation, biological process: miRNA-mediated post-transcriptional gene silencing; positive regulation of nuclear-transcribed mRNA poly(A) tail shortening. Gene Ontology annotation, cellular component: nucleoplasm; P-body. Gene Ontology annotation, molecular function: RNA binding; protein binding. The record is from RefSeq and is a predicted model, not a curated record.